Messenger RNA from Astrephomene gubernaculifera, 4542 nucleotides. Lineage: Eukaryota; Viridiplantae; Chlorophyta; Chlorophyceae; Chlamydomonadales; Astrephomenaceae. The record is from the annotation of a GenBank genome assembly.
CACCUGCCUCGACCGUGCAGCAUUACUAUUUCUAAAGCCCAUUCUGUUUAAGCUCCUGAGUGUCUCCUUACUCUGUAUUUGCCCGCUUCACCUCCCUGCCGACGCCCAGCUGCUAAGUACACGUGAAAUGCUAAUCACAUGAUUACAGAUAGCAUCCCACAUGCUAAAUGGCAGUUGUAACUGCCCAGGGGCAUGCUAUUCUUUGUAUUACCUCACAAGCUGUAAUUAGCAAAUAACUGUGUAGCGGUAAUUGAAAGCGUAUGCUGGAAAGGCAUCCCAGGACAACGGUUAGACCCUGGCAUCCAGUUUGCGUUUCUCUUCGCCACAGCUUCUUGUGCCUUGCCAGUGUUCACGUCCAUCUCUUCGGACCUCAAGGUUAGCAACUGUACGAGAAGUUCGUAAUCUGUAACUCCCCGGAAGGGAUAAGUACAGGAGGUAAACGAAGCGGGAGAUACACCAAACUUCACUUGUAUACAUUGUCAUCGCUUGCUACCUCGUCUGCUUAGCAUUUCUUAGGCUCGUUGAGCCAUGUCUGCACUACAGAGAAGCUCGCUUAUUUUGCAACUGUUUUCUUGUCUUCGAACUCCGACGCGAAUGGCAUGCAAGCAGUUCGCGACAGCCUCGACGGCACCUUUUGGCAAAGUGGAGCCUGCUUUCCUACUGACUACAUUUCUCGGCCGUCCAUGAACACCGUCUACCUCCGCUGCAAUACGUCCUCUGGCGCAUGUACCGCCUCUGCCGGGACCUCCAACCUCAACCUCACCACCGAUGGCCGGACCGACACGUCCACCACCGUUGCCUUGGCUUCUGGCCGCGCCUGGCUCCGCAUCUCCCUCCCCUCCCCCACCAAUCUGACCCGGCUGGGCUUCCGGGGUGUCUUCCCCGCCGCGCCCACAUCUGACCCCACCGCCCCUACUGUCUGGCUUUCCCUGGAGCUCUCCAAUGGCUCGCUUGUUCCGGCGCUGGCGCUCAACGGCAGCUCCUCCUACAAGUUCAUGGCCCUGACCGGCAGCUGGCCCGACGUCGCGGCGCUGGUGGUGGCGGCCAAUGCCAGCUUCACGGUGACGGAGCUGGCCGCACAGCCGGGCGGGGCGGCGGGCGGGUGCUACGAGAGCGCCAUGGUGGACAUGGGGGCGCUGGUGGACGUAGGCUCUGUGCGCGUGCGCUACUACAGCUCCACCUCCCAGGCCGCCUGGCUGCUCGCCUCCCAGGACGGCUCCUCCUGGGCCGAGCUGCUGCCGGGCGGACUCGACCUCAGCAAGACAGGGGCGGUGUGGGUCACGCCGCCAGCAGCUGUCAGGGCUCGCUAUUUGAUGGUGAAGCAUCAGCUGGUAGAGAAGGACUGGAACAAGGCGUCCAUCUGGGGUAUCGAUGCCUAUACGCCGGCACCGCCCCCACCAUCGCCCUCGCCGCCUCCGCCGCCAUCACCACUACGUCCCAAUCCACCAUCGCCAGCCCCCUCGCCACCACCGCCAUCACCCCCGCCACCCUCCCCACCGCUCCUACCUCCUACCCCACCUCCUUCCCCUCCGUCGCCUCCCUCUCCACCUGCCCCGCCCCCAUGGGAUGUGUACGCUGGUGCCGUGCAGUCCUACACCUAUGGGGCCACGGUGAUUGUGUCGUCCAACUUCGACCAGGCCGCCAUCCCUAACAUCGUGGACAGCAACGAUAACACCCAGUGGCAGAGCGACGCCUGCCACCCGACUGGCUACACCUCCCGCCCCGCCAUGAACCCCCUGCUGCGCCUCUGCAACUCCUCCGCCUCCGCCUGCACCGCCUCGCCCGCCUCCGCCAACCUGCCCGCAGCCACCGACACCAGCGUCUACACAUCGGCCGCCAUCGAGCCGGACGCAAGCAAGCCAGCAAACGCAUCGGACGCAGCCUUCUUCGCCAUCAAGCUCCCGGACGGCCCCAUGACGGUCCUGUCACUCAGCGUCAAGGGGUGGUAUGGCCUGUCAGGCGGAGCCCGCGCUAACACCACAGCCGUUUACGUUGUGAUGCAGCCACCCGGUCAGGCUGCUCAGAAUGUUCUAGUCGACAUCCUGCAAAAAGGCGUCGACGAUUACAACUGGGUGCACGUGCGGGGCCCCUGGAGCAACGUGGUUUCGGUGCGGCUGGAGAGCUCUUCCCGGUUCAUGCUGACCGAGGUGGCGGUGCAGGUGACCUCCUGCGUGGAGGAGGCGGUGGUGGACAUGGGGGCGGUCAGGGCGGUGGGGGUGCUGCGCUUCAAGUACUGGUCGAUGGACGCCAUCAACUCCAGCCUGGCGGUGUCGGCGGACAACGUGACGUGGGACGUCCUGCGGGAUGGCAUGGACCCCACCAUCGUGUCUGCCAUCGAGCUCUACCUGCCCAGCAUGAUAAACAUCCGCUACAUCCGCAUCCGCCACAACGUGAAGGAGGAUGCGGACUGGCGCAAGGUGUACGUGUUCGGCAUUGACGCAUACGACCAGUACGGCCGCUGGGGGCACCCGCCGGACCCGCAGCCGCACCCCUCCUCGCUGAGGGCCAUGCUGGGGGUCAACGGCAUCUGGGGCUGGGGCUUCAACCAGUUCUCAAAGGACUUGCACAAGCAGGGCAAGGGCCCCGGCAUGUACACUGCGAUCGCGUCCUGGGGCCGCAACUACCACAACCUGCACUGGGACGUCAGGUCGCCCCUCAACAACCCCAAGUACGACACCAUGACCAAGACAGGCACGGACAAGUUCUGGUGGCUAAACUGGGAUAAUGAGUACGUGGGCUGGAAGGCGGCGGGCCUCAAGGUCGACGCUUCCAUACAGUUCACAUGGGAUGUGUUUCCCCAAUCCAUGUGGGGCACCAACGUCACCAACACCACCUACUGGCUGGGUUAUGCGUUUGGCAAGCACUUUGGUCCGGGGCACGCUCCAGCCAAUGUCAGCCUGGAUGCCGUGGAGGUGGGCAACGAGCCAUGGACCGGCUACAACGCCAGCUUCUAUCGUGAGGUUCUUCGUGGCUAUGCCCGCGGCAUCAAGGAUGCGGACCCGACCUUCACACUGCUCACAUGCGCGCUGCAGGCUCAAAACCCGAUGGACUCGGGCAACUACAUAGGCGCCCGCCUGCCCCAGGACGUGGCGCCCCUGGUUGACGUGCUCAACACGCACACCUACUCCUGGUACCGCGAGCUGAACGGAACCUACCUGGGGGUGCACCCGGAGCAUCCAGGCACCACCAUGAACUCCCUGAACAACUUCCUGGCGUGGCGCACUGCCAACAUGCCCGGCACCCCCGUGUGGGUGACUGAGUGGGGCUGGGACGCGCACCUGCCCGGGGAGGUGUGCGACACCACGCUGUGUGUCAGCCAGCACGCGCAGGCGCUGUACGCCAUCCGCGGCCUGCUCAUCAUGGCGCGAAAGGGGGUUCAGCAGGCCAUCUGGUUCUUCUACGCCAACGGAGACGAAGGCAGCGGUGUGUUCACCCGUAGCGGCCUGCGUGGCAGCAACUCGACCCACUUCCCCACGCUGCCCGUGUACUCUGCGCUGAGCUCGUUCCUGCAGCUGGCCGGCUCCUCCGGCUUCCUGGGGCUGGCGGCGGAGCGCACCGACCUGUACGCCUACCUGCUGGGGCCGCCCAAGCAGCCGGACGGCAGCGCGUCCACCGCAGCCGCCGCAACGCACCUGGUGGCCUGGAGGCCCGUGGGCGCGGGAGAGGGGCCGGACGAGCCCGCAGCGGCCGCCAACCUGACCCUGGCCCGGACCCCACUGCAGGCGUGGGUGCUCAGCGGGCAGGGCGCCACCCUGGUGACCAACCUGAGCUCCGUGCUGAGCCUGACGGGGGACAGCAGCUGGAGCAUACAGGUGUCAGCAAUACCGCUGCUGAUACUGCUGCAGUAGGGUGGCAGCAACUCCGUGCAGAGCAAUGCUGCGGCUGCAUGUGCCCUCCAUGCGAUGUGUGAUGCAAUAUAGACCUGAUGCACUGAAAAAUUGAAGGGUAGCAUGCUUAGCACUGGCGGAAAAAAGCGUUCCACAUUCAUUCCCACGGAAUUGCGAUAAAGCCCUCAGGGCCCGUGGUGUCCCAUGUUAAGUUAGUCGUCUGGAUGCAUAUGCGCCUCCAUUUUUAGUCGACUGACUCAUUGAUGUGUCGGGCAGGUACUUACCGUGCCCCAGACCUACUAGCUCUCGUCACUUGGUAGCUCCGGGGUUUCUGCAGUUGCUGGGUAUCAGGCAACUGCUAGCUAGCACGCCUGUGUCUAGUAUGGAGUGUGCAUAGACCCCCGGGGUGACAUGCCCCAGUCGGCCAUUCAUGUUGAAGCGCCCAUUCAUCAUGAAACCCGUCAUCAGCUUUGCAGACAUUGAGGCUCGCCAGAAAGAUACCAUGACACCAUCGUCGUUCCGGUAAUGUGUGUUUUGUCGCACACACUCCAGUGCCAGAGGAGUCGCACCCCUCAUCAACUUACACCGCCUGGGACCUGGCCUGCGGGCCCAGACUCCGAACAGCGUCUAAGAGACCCAACUCUGUAACUAACCAAGUUUGCUACCUAGCCGAUACCUCACCCUACCCUCUCCGGGGAACAACAGGAGAGGGGGG